UCUCUGCGAGUUAAGAAACCACGCCGCGGUAGAGAGAAACAGAGGAAAGACGACGACGAAGAUGAGAGAGACGGUGAAGUUAAUAAGCAUGGAAGGAUUCGAGUUCGUCAUCGACAGAGAAGCCGCUAUGGUUUCUCAGACUAUCCGAAGCAUGCUCACUUCUCCAGGUGGUUUCUCGGAAUCGAAAGAUGGCGUAGUGACUUUCCCUGAUAUCAGCACCACAAUACUAGAGAAGAUCUGCCAGUACUUCUACUGGUCUCUUCAGUACUCCAGAGGCAAAGAGACUGAGUUUCACAUUGAGCCUGAACUGACUCUAGAGCUGAUGAUGGCUGCUAACUACCUUCACACUUGAACCAAAAGGAUAACGCUGUUGAAUCUUAUUCGACUAGUAUAUUGCAGUUCCGUUUAGGAAUGGACACAAAAUGUAACUCCUUGGAGCAACUUGUGUGGGUUCAUAUACUUGUUUGACAAAAAUCUGCAUAGGUUUCAAGAAGAACUAUUUAAAAGUCAUGUACUUCUUUACUAGUUAGUUUUGACUGCAAACAUCGAAGUCCUUGUGGCCUUACUAGUUCCUUAUAUUCAAACAGCUUUGUAAUAAGCCACAAACGUUCUGCCCUAAUAAUGAUUGGUUUGGUGCCCAAUCCCUUGAAAAUUACUC
Messenger RNA from Arabidopsis lyrata subsp. lyrata, 658 nucleotides. RefSeq names its product elongin-C. Gene Ontology annotation, molecular function: protein-macromolecule adaptor activity. The transcript is spliced from 3 exons. Gene Ontology annotation, cellular component: elongin complex. The record is from RefSeq and is a predicted model, not a curated record. Bases 62 to 352 code for a protein of 96 amino acids. Gene Ontology annotation, biological process: ubiquitin-dependent protein catabolic process. NCBI's taxonomy places the organism in Eukaryota, Viridiplantae, Streptophyta, Magnoliopsida, Brassicales, Brassicaceae.